Molecule: messenger RNA, 1124 nt
Organism: Helicoverpa armigera (cotton bollworm)
Lineage: Eukaryota; Metazoa; Arthropoda; Insecta; Lepidoptera; Noctuidae
Gene: Gem2
Product: gem-associated protein 2
Exons: 4
Coding region: 160-993 (277 amino acids)
Biological process (GO): spliceosomal complex assembly; spliceosomal snRNP assembly
Cellular component (GO): nucleus; spliceosomal complex; SMN complex
Source: RefSeq, a predicted model, not a curated record
CACUGACGUGUAGUAAAGGAAACUAAAUUCAUUAAAAUAAUAAUAUUAUUUUCAAUUCUUUUACUUGUUAAAAUUUACAAUAUUUUUACCAUCAUAAGACUAUAUUUUAGUAAAUCAAUGAGCCGGUGACAUACGUAUAGACUAGACUAUUAAGACACCAUGACUGACAAAAAGUUCGUAUUUAAGCAUCAGCAAAAGGAUAAUGACGAUGAUCAUGAGUAUUUAGGGACACAAUGUUUCCAAAUCAGUCCUAAUGUCGAAGAAAAGGAAAUCCCAACUAAUGGCGAAGAGUACUUACUAAAAGUUAUAAAGGAGCGCGCCAAAUGUGCAACAGUUACCAAGUGUAAUUUAGAUGCAUCACAAACUCGCAAGAAGCUUUGUAACACUGUAAAAGAGCAUAAAGUACCCGAAAAACCUGAAAAGCUUAAACCCACAAUAGAAUGGCAGAAUAUUCAGAUAGCUGAUUUCUCAGACCUUCAUAUGUACGUCGUACGUAUGGCGGCUCGUAAGAAAGCGGAACUACCAACAAUAUUCCAAGACACAUAUAGAGACUUCAUGCAGGACGGUGAGAUACAGUGGAUGCAGGUGUUUGAUAGCACAGAACCAACACUGUCACAUGUGGUUGGGUUGUCUCAUGGUGUGGUAGAAACAGGCUUGGAUACUAUACUAUCAAUUUUACAACGGAUAAAACCGGGAGAGUCUAUUGACCGUAGAACAGGAUUAUGGCUCCAUGCGCUACUAACUGUUGCAAGACAUCCACCACAGUCCGAUGAUAGUUUUCUAUUAAGAAAUCUCUGUAGAAGGUGUGCAGAAAUUAGGGCCGGUCUAAAUCUAGAUGAUGAGAAUGCAAGAGAACUAGCAACACCUUUAAAUAUUUUUAUAUGUAUAAUAGCAAAGUAUUUUGGACAGCAUGACUUGGGUGACUAUGAACUUCAUGAUUCUAUAGUAGGUCAGAUUUAUUAUGACUCAAAAGUAGCACAGAUAUUUUAUUGACACUAGGUUAAGUUAAUUUUAUAAUUAGGUUAAUUGAAGACAGCUGUGCGGUCGCAAAUAUUCGAAUACUCUGGCUCACUCUGAGGUGCAAAUCUAAAUAUGCACAUAUGUUACAAAUACAAAAGCUAUUU